Molecule: messenger RNA, 1581 nt
Organism: Thermochaetoides thermophila DSM 1495
Lineage: Eukaryota; Fungi; Ascomycota; Sordariomycetes; Sordariales; Chaetomiaceae
Exons: 2
Coding region: 1-1581 (526 amino acids)
Source: RefSeq, a predicted model, not a curated record
AUGGCCCCCUCGCCGGCUCCCCACGACAGAGAUCGAUCGACCUUCGGCUCUGAACACCAUCCUCCUGCUGCAUCCUCCUCCACAGCGUCCCCGUCGGCCCAGAGAACAACAGCUGUGCCCCCGCCUGCGCCAGCUGCAGCAGCAACAGGCAGCCCGAAUGCGCCAACAGCUUCUGCUCCGCCAGCUGCCCGCUCCGCCAGCGACAGCCCCAGGUCGUCGGCGCAGACAGCGACAUCCGCACGCAAACCCUCACCGCCAAGCGCCUCUCGAAACGCUUCUGCCCCAAAGAUCCUUGUCAAGAAGGAGCCUGAGUCGCCCGACAUGCCCGCGGGGCGCCAUCGGCCCAGGAAACUGGACCUCUCCAAGAACACCACCAAUAUCGUGUCGCCUGCCACUGCGAGACCCCUGACUGCACGCGACGGGCCCCUGGGCAUCCAAGAGAUCGGCCUGGCGUGCCUAUCUCCUGGCCUGACCACCCAGGAUCCCGUAAUGAAGGAGCAAUUGCAGCGCAGUCUGGCCGUUCGGGAGCAGCAACGCCAGAUUAUCGAGACGAGGUUACAGCAGCAGCAACAGCAGCAAAAGGAUGGCGACAAGGAUAAGAAUGGCAGCCAUUUCACCGCGAAAACACCAGGCUUGGCUCGCAAGCGUGGCGCGCCGCCAGGCUUGAGUAUCGUCGCACCCUCGCACGAGCAAUUUGCGAACGAAAGGGUCAUCCAAUCCGCCCCCCUUGGCCAGACGUUCACGGGGAGAUACGACACGCACUCGGCGACCCGCCAUAUCACUAACCAGCCCUCGCACCUGGGUCACACGUCGCACAUCCACCACGUCCCCGCGAACCAGACAAACAACCGUCUGCCCCCGCUCGCCGACGUCUUCGGCCGCGAUCUGCCGAGCCAUAGAGAGUCAAACAGCCAUCUCACAGCCCGGGAUUACCGCGAGCCACUCCCCUCGCCGCAUCACCCGCCGCCGCCACCGCAAGCUCCGCUCUCGGCCCGGAGGGAGUACAAGACAGCGGAGGAAGCGCAACACGAGCUCGCUGGCGGGAGGCCAGAGCUCUUACCAAAGUUAGUACGCUACGGCGGGCAUCACCAGCCCCCGACGCCGCCUUCCCCCCCUCAUCAUGCUUCUGCGCAACCCCCUCGCGAUCAGCCGCCCCAAAGCACUGGUUAUUCUGCACACGAUCACACUCAUAGCUAUUCAUCUUCUUCAUCUGCUCAACCCCCCAGACAAUCUUACGCUGACCCGCACGCCAGCCGCGCCCCUCCAAGCAGCACUGCCGCCGCCAAUCCCCCGCCCCCGCACCUCUCUGCAAGCUCUACUGCCGCUCCCCAUCACGGUGCCACGACCCCGCUGCACCCGGGUAUGGGCGCUGCCUCGGCGCCAUCGUCAUCUGUGGGCAGCAAGCGCCGCCGCGACGAGUAUGAGGCUGGUUCGCCCCCGCUGGGCAACGGUAGGCCCGCGGUGCAGCCACGCCGGUAUGGGCCGUUUGGCGAAGGCCGCGAUAGCCCUGAGACGAUGGAGGCAAAGAAGCAAGAGUUUUUGAGGUUGUGCGAGAGGGCGUGGGAUUUGUUCCAUUCAUGA